UAUAAAUACCGACAACUAGUCUCUCCAUUCUCACCAACUAAGGCGUGAGAGAGAGAGAGAGAGAGUCUCUGCUCGGAUCCUUCCUCUGUGGUCGCCAAGGCCAAGGUGUACCGCGUACAUCAUGUCUCGUGAUCCAGUUGAUUUAAGUCCAGGGCAGCUUCAUAAGCUAGCUGAUUUGAUCCACCGACAAGAAGUGCAGAAGCUUCUAGAGCUCGAGUUCCAGUCAUACGCGGAGCAGCAAAAGUACCUCAACGAUGCGAAAGAUGCCCGUGAUAAGGUGUACCAUGUCCUUGACAGUGCACAGGACAUGAUAAAACAAACCGAGGACCCCGCCAAGCAAUCUAUUGCCAAGGAUGUGUAUGACUACUGCACCAAGGCCAUCGGAACAUCCCUCCAAUUCAUCCGUAGUUACAACACCCGUCUCACCUACCUUGACAAGCUCAAGACCCACAGUGAAGACCUCAUCAAACAGCUAAAGUGGCUCAAUCCAGCCACCCAACAGAAGGAAGCUCAGCGCCUUGCUCUUGAGGCCGGCAUGUAUAAGAAAGCUGCGCUUGAUAAUGCCAAAAAGUUUCAGCAUUUUGUACCAAAUCAAUUCUCAAAAUGGCUCAAGGAGAGUAAAAUCUUGUUUGAGGAUCUUGUGCAAGAGUAUGUCCCUACAUCAUCAUCAUCAUCAUCAUCACCAUCAUCAUUAUAAUUAUUAGUAGUAUUAUUGAUGUUGUUAUUGUUAUU
Hordeum vulgare subsp. vulgare (domesticated barley) is the source of this 732-nucleotide messenger RNA. RefSeq lists its product as uncharacterized. The transcript has 2 exons. Bases 122 to 697 code for a protein of 191 amino acids. The record is from RefSeq and is a predicted model, not a curated record. NCBI's taxonomy places the organism in Eukaryota, Viridiplantae, Streptophyta, Magnoliopsida, Poales, Poaceae.